Molecule: messenger RNA, 5273 nt
Organism: Nymphaea colorata (pocket water lily)
Lineage: Eukaryota; Viridiplantae; Streptophyta; Magnoliopsida; Nymphaeales; Nymphaeaceae
Product: formin-like protein 14
Source: RefSeq, a predicted model, not a curated record
AAGAGAGGAAAAGGGCAAAAAAUUGGGAUGAUGAUGAUGGUUUGGGGAAAGCAGAGAGAGGGGGGAGAGAGAAGGUGGACCCGAAUGAUCCUUUAAAAAAAAAAACCAGACAAAAACGCUCAAAUAGCACCAAAUCACUUACCCUCCUUCCCUCCUUGCCUGUUUCUCAAUUCUCAGGCACCCAUUCUUCAUAAAUUGCAAACACCUCUCUCUCUCUCUCUCUUCAGAGGCGGGAAGCUAGCUGGAGCUGCGGUCCUCGUUUGGGCUAAUUAAUUGGAGAAAGAGAGGGAAUGCUAAUACCCAUGUUUCUUUUCUCUCACUGAUUCAAUAUUACUAGGCUUCUUGUUCUUUUUUUUUUCUUUGCUUCUUGAAGGAGGACAAGCGUGACGGGGUGUAUCGAUUUUAGUCUGAUGCCAUAUGGGGCAUCCUUGGCAGACGCUUAGAAAUGGAUGACCUUGAUACGGAGUCACGCAAUAUCCCUUCAGUGGGACUGGAAGCUUUGAGGAAUCACAUUUUCGCUUGAGAGCUGGCAUUUGAUUUAUCAGAAUGUCCCUCUUCAGUAGGUUUUUCUACAAAAGGCCACCUGAUGGAUUGCUGGAAUUUCUGGAUCGUGUAUAUGUUUUUGAUUCCUGCUUUUCGACCGAAGUGUUACCGGAUGGAGUGUAUCACAUUUACUUGCGUGAAAUUGUUACUGAGCUUCAUGAACAGUUCCCAGAAUCAUCGUUACUUGCAUUUAACUUUAGAGAAGGGGACAAGAGGAGUCAUUUUGCAGAAAUUCUUUGUGAAUAUGACGUUACGAUUAUAGAUUAUCCACGGCAGUAUGAGGGUUGCCCUCUUCUUCCAUUGCCUCUUAUUCAGCAUUUGCUUCGUGCAAGCGAGAGCUGGUUGUCUCUAGGGAACCAACAGAACAUCAUUCUGCUUCACUGUGAAAGAGGUGGCUGGCCACUUUUGGCGUUUGUUCUAGCUGCUUUCAUAUUGUACAGAAAGCAUCAUGGUGGAGAGCACAAGACCCUUGACACGAUCCAUCGAGAAGCACCCAAGGGUUUCCUCCAGCUCCUUUCUCCGUUGAACCCAAUUCCAUCACAGCUUCGCUAUCUACAAUAUGUUGCUAGGAGAAACAUGUGUCCUGAAUGGCCUCCGCCAGAGCGAGUCCUUUCAUUGGAUUGUCUCAUUCUUAGGAUAAUACCAAAUUUUGAUGCCCAGGGUGGAUGCAGGCCGAUCAUUCGCAUUUUUGGGAGAGACCUUAAAAGCAAGGACAACCCUUCGACAAAGAUGCUUUUUUCCAUGUCUAGGAAGAGGAAGAGUAUGAGGCAUUAUAGGCAGGGUGACUGCGAUGUAAUCAAAAUUGACAUACAAUGCCUGGUGCAAGGUGAUGUUGUUGUGGAAUGUGUCCACCUAGACCUUGACUCGACGAGGGAAAUUAUGAUGUUCAGAAUAAUGUUCAAUACUUCCUUCAUUAGAUCUAACAUACUGAUGCUGAACGCAAAGGACUUGGAUAUUCUUUGGGGCUCAAAAGAGCGGUACCCAAAAGGGUUCCGUGCUGAGGUUCUUUUUGGAGAAGUUGAAAGUAUAUCCCCACCAAGGGAACCGACAACAACUCUAAAUGGUGAGGAGAAAGGUGGUUUGCCAAUGGAAGCUUUUUCCAAAGUUCAAGAACUUUUUAGUGGUGUUGAAUGGGUUGAUACUGGGGGUGAUGCAGCACUAUGGCUGCUUAAACAAAUUUCCGCCAAUGCAUUGCAAGAAAAAAUUAAACUGUUACCAGUUGAUGUGAAAACACAACCUGGAUUUUACAAUCAACUAAGCUUGCCACCAUCACCAACAGAUUCUGAAGAAGAAAUGGAUGAGAGUAAGCCAGUGAAGAAGCUUCCAAAGUUAUAUGCUGAAGAAAUGCUUCAAGGAAAAGGUGAUAAAGUGGUUGCAACUACGAUUGGUGUUCCUGCUGUUCAUGAUUCUGAACAGAAUUCUGAAUCAACAAGGGUUGUGGAUUUUUCUAAUCUGCAAGCUGUAUCAAAGUCAGAAACCACUCCCUUGGAAGAUCGUAGUAUGCUAAAACAAGAUAAACUAAUGAGAGAUGGUGGGUUGCAGGGUACACCUACAGCUGUUGUUGAGAGUGGUGCGUCUGUUGCUUGUACUCCAGUUUCACAAGCACUGGUUGAACCAAUUAAUUCAGCUGUGAUGCCACAGAAUAAAGCUUUAUCAUCGCCACCUUUGCCUCCACCUCCGCCUCCUCCACCUGCAUCCUCUGACUCAUUGGUUGGCAAAGGUCCCUCUUUACCACUGCCCCCACCACUAUCCAGACCAGUAACACAAACUAUGACUAAUAUGAACUCUGAUAUAACAUCUCUUCCUCCUCCUCCUCCUCCACUGCCACCACCAGCAGCACCAACUACUACUACUUCAAGUCGAGGUGUGCAACCUCCCCCUCCACCCCCACCACCACCAUCACUAACUGCGACCACUUCUGGUAGAGGCUUACUUCCUCCCCCUCCACCCUCACGCCUACCACCAUCAGUGACAACUGUUUCUAAUAGAGGCCCUCCCCCUCCUCCUCCUCCACCACUACCAUCAACUACAUCUGGUAGAGGCCCUCCUCCUCCUCCUCCUCCACCACCACCACCACCAACUACAUCUGGUAGAGGCCCUCCUCCUCCUCCUCCACCACCACCACCAACUACAUCUGGUAGAGGCCCUCCUCCACCACCACCACCACCACCACCACCACCACCACCACCAAUGACUACUGCCUCAGCUAGAAGUCAUGCUCCACCUCCUCCUCCACCGCCACCGCCACCAGCCACAUCUAGUAAAGGCCCUCCUCCUCCUCCUCCACCACCACCACGAAUGACUACUACCUCAAAUAGAAGUCUUGCUCCGUCUCCUCCUCCACUGCCACCAACCACAUCUGACAAAGGUCCUCCUCCUCCUCCACUUCCACCAGCCACAUCUAACAAAGGUCCUCCUCCUCCUCCUCCUCCACCAAAUACUUUUCCUGGAGGCCUCAAACAGCUGGUGCCUCCGGCCCCUCCUCUACCUUCUGCACCUACUAAGCGUUAGGCCCCCCCUCCUCCUCCAAUGCCUAACCAUGGGGGACCUACAGUUCCACCACCACCCCCUAUAGGACCUGGUCAAAGAGGCCCAGAACCUCCACCGCCACCUCCUCCAAAAGCUUCAGGGUCUGUUCCACCACCCCCGCCUGUAUUUGGAGGAGGUCGUGGUGGCCAACAAGGACCACCUCCUCCACCAGGAGGAAGGGGAUCUGGUCCACCACCACCACCAGCAGUUGGACGAGGACGGGGUUCAUCUGGAUCACCUAUGACUAACCAUAAAGGAGGCCGAGGUCCUACAUCAGCUGCUGCUCCUAAGCGCACUUCUUUGAAGCCCUUGCAUUGGGUAAAAGUUACUCGAGCAAUGCAAGGGAGUCUAUGGGCUGACACACAAAAGCAAGGAGAGCAGUCAAGGGCCCCAGAGAUUGAUUUAUCAGAACUGGAGACUCUAUUUUCCGCUGCUACAGUCUCUUCUGGAGCAAGUGGGACAGAGAAAGGUGGACUUCGACGGGGCACAAAUACAAACAAGCCAGAGAUAGUGCACUUGGUUGACUUGCGAAGGGCAAAUAACUGUGAAAUAAUGCUUACCAAGAUUAAGAUGCCCUUGUCAGAGAUGAUGAAUGCAGUAUUAUCUUUGGAUGCAUCAGUAUUGGACAUUGAUCAAGUGGAGAAUCUCAUUAAGUUUUGUCCAACAAAAGAAGAAAUGGAGAUGUUGAAGAACUAUGGUGGAGACAAAGAAAUGUUAGGAAAGUGUGAGCAGUUUUUCCUUGAGUUGAUGAAGGUUCCCCGUGUGGAGUCCAAACUAAGAGUGUUUUCAUUCAGAAUUACAUUCUCUGCACAGGUUAAUGAACUACAGAACAAUUUGAACACAAUUAAGAAUGCUUCUAAAGAGGUCAAAGAAUCUGUAAAGCUGAGAAGUAUAAUGCAAACGAUUCUUUCACUAGGAAAUGCAUUGAAUCAGGGGACAGCACGAGGUUCUGCUAUAGGAUUUAAACUAGACAGCCUUCUUAAGUUGACAGAUACUCGUGCACGAAAUAGUAAAAUGACUUUGAUGCAUUAUCUCUGUAAGGUGCUUGCUGAGCAAAUGGCUGAAUUACUAGACUUCGACAAGGACCUUGUUCAUUUAGAAGCUGCAUCUAAGAUCCAACUGAAAUCCUUGGCGGAAGAAAUGCAAGCUGUGAGUAAAGGACUUGAAAAGGUUGAGCAGGAACUUGCUGCAUCAGAAAAUGAUGGUCCUAUCUCUACCGGUUUCCGAAAAGCUUUGAAAGGAUUUCUUGAUUCUGCUGAGGCUAGCGUGAGGGCCUUGACAUCUUUGUAUUCUGAAGUGGGAAGGAGUGCAGACUCAGUUGCCCAGUAUUUUGGGGAAGAUCCAGCUCGUUGUCCUUUUGAACAAGUGACAACAACAUUGGUGCUCUUUAUGAAUUUGUUCAAUAAAUGCCGUGAGGAGAAUGCCAAACAAGCGGAAGCGGAAAAGAAAAAGCUAGAAAAGGAAAGCAUGAAAGAGAAGAUCAACCAAUCUACAAAAGUAGACGUUGAGAAGUCCAGAGUGAACUCCACUAUGAGAAUAUGAUCAAUAUGGCUGGCAUCUGAAUAUCACAUACACGAGAACAAUGAGCUGAAGGAAUCCAUGCGGACACUCAAUUGUACUAUUGCCUCAAUGCUAAAGUCAGUAAAUUCUUUCAGAUUCAAACUACAGUUCAGACGGAUCAGAUGUUAUACUGGCAAUGAACAAGCUUCUUUGUGGUGAACAGUUGUGGUUUGGAUCCAAAAUGUGGAGGGGUUGCAUAUACUGAACCUGAUGCAAAAUUCGUUUCCAGGUCAAGCAGUCUUCCUAUAUGCAAGCAGAAGAUUUCUACACGAGGGAUCAACUACUUUAUAAAUCACAGAAAGCGAGAACGAAGGAAAAUCUUUUUGUAUAAUAUCAGAAGCAGUCAGCGUUUUGUACAGGAUAAAUUUAGGUACAGUUUGGCACGAUUCAUCUGUAACAUAUUGCAUCUUGCCUGAAUCCAGGCCACUAAUUUUUUUUUUCUCUGGAAAGAAUAGUUCCCUUUUUAUAUUCAAGUGAAAGUGAUAGGUAGUCGAUGGCAUUGUCGACGCCACUUUUUAUCAUUGUAUAAUAACCUCAAUUUUCCUGCAUUUUCCUAAUUGUAUUCCUUGUACAUUUGUUUCUCGUGUUUCUCGUGGUAAAGAAGUGCUAAAUGCCCUCGAGACUGGUGUUCGUCUUCUUUU